Desarmillaria tabescens is the source of this 1104-nucleotide messenger RNA. RefSeq lists its product as uncharacterized. Bases 356 to 784 code for a protein of 142 amino acids. The transcript is spliced from 3 exons. The record is from RefSeq and is a predicted model, not a curated record. Lineage: Eukaryota; Fungi; Basidiomycota; Agaricomycetes; Agaricales; Physalacriaceae.
GUGCUAUCGAUAUCAGCACAGAUCACAGGACGGAAGCUCGAAUUUUCGACAGUCAUUGCACAUCGAGUGCCAUGAAGGAAAGAGACGAGGAGGAUCGCUAUAUGCCACUGAUGACGAUACUACCACCCAAGAAAGUGUCACUUACCAUGGUCAUCCUGGUGCUCAGCCUCUGUGACAACCCUUACCCGAUGGUCCUUGUAAAUUUCAACGUGUCUGCAGCCUUUGUCUUUCUUUGUCUUGGCAAAACAUGAGUUCUUAUCCCGGGAAGACAACAGCCUAUUGUUCUUCUAGAUAUAUAUAUAUCAUGUUUCGAAGACAUCUCUAGAUCUGUCCCCCUUCUUUUCCACUAUCAGCCAUGUCCGCCACUUACUCGUCUUCGUUGAAGAGGCUGCUACUCCUCUUCGUCCUGACUUCAGGCUUCAAACGCAACGAAUCUCAAGCAUCCGCUGCCCCCGUCGGGGAUAUCCCCGUUUCUCUUGCAGGUACUACUACUACUGUCUACCAUGCCGAUGAUGGUCGGUGCUACGAAGAGUCUAUCUCAGGCUCCGAAGUGACUUGUCCCGUACGUUUGCGACCUCUGCCAGUGUCUGAACAAAUUCCCGUCACUCCUGUCGUGAUAUUUGGCCUGAUGUUCUCUAUCUGUCUCGCGAUGAACUACUUCAUCAAAACAAACCAACAACAAAACGACCAGAAGGACACGACUUCUACUGAACUGCCACCACCUGAAUAUUGUGCAUCGUUACCAGAGGCUCAAAACGCUGACGAACGACGAGAGCCGUCGUAAUCAGUCCUUUCGCUGCCUGUGGAACCCAGGACCGACUCCGACGAGUACUUCUUUGCAACAGUUCCCUGAAAGUAACUUUGAUGCGAUUGGGUGCCUUCCUCUCUUCUAUAGUGAUUUGUGAAAUAUGCGAAUUCCAAGUGUUGUUCUUUCUUUGGGCCAUAAGCUGUGAGGGUGGAUGUCUGUAGGAAAAGCUGGAACUCAAGGUGAUGACUUUUAACGCGACUCAAAGAGGAUUUCUGCAGACCCUGUGACUAUAACAUCUUGACGAUAUGAGAAUUCAAGACCAGAACUGAAGCCACAAGCACUGCUAUGACACGUCC